Messenger RNA from Papilio xuthus (Asian swallowtail), 1663 nucleotides. Its product is annotated as transcription factor Mitf. Gene Ontology annotation, biological process: regulation of transcription by RNA polymerase II. Gene Ontology annotation, cellular component: nucleus. The record is from RefSeq and is a predicted model, not a curated record. The transcript has 11 exons. Gene Ontology annotation, molecular function: protein dimerization activity; DNA-binding transcription factor activity, RNA polymerase II-specific; RNA polymerase II cis-regulatory region sequence-specific DNA binding. The coding region runs from base 161 to 1663 and encodes 500 amino acids. NCBI's taxonomy places the organism in Eukaryota, Metazoa, Arthropoda, Insecta, Lepidoptera, Papilionidae.
AAUAGCAACAAGUAGACAGCUGGGAGGAUGGAUGCCGUUAAGAUACCCAUCCUUUUCUCAUAUAAACAGCCACGUUUUGUUUUCUAAAUAUGGAUCUCUAAUAUUUUUAUUUAACAUACGAUAACAGUGGAACAGUUUGUGUUUGUGCAUUUGGAAUAAAAUGGAUGAAUCCGGUAUCGAUAUGGGAUUCGAUCUUGCCUCCUUCUUGUCAAAUGACUAUCAUGCUGACCACAUCUUGGAUGAGAUGACAGCUGCACAGCAUCAGGACUUCAUGUACUACGAGCUAAAGUCUAAGGCGGUGCCAGUGACAGAAAGCCCGCCGACAUUCAAGACUCUAACACCGACGUCGCGUACACAACUCAAGCAACAGUUGAUGAGAGAACAUGCGCAGGAGCAACUGCGCAGAGAAUCACUACAGACACAACAGGGUCAGUCAAAAGAAAAUGGCGACGACAAGAAGAAGUCAAGUCCUACAGAUGUGCCGCGUAUCACGCCGCACGUUGAGUUACCACCACAAGUAUUGCAGGUGCGAACGGUUCUGGAGAACCCCACCAGGUAUCACGUGAUACAGAAACAGAAGAGCCAGGUGCGACAGUACCUGAGCGAGUCCUUCCAGCCACAGGCACAGGUGACGACUGGCGGGCGCGGCGCGGUGCAGUCAGCGCCGGAGCUGUGCGCGUCCCCCGAGCGCGCCUCCAGCUUGCUGAGCCCCAACCUCUGCUCCUCCACUGUUAACACUUCUGAAACGGAUGAGUUCCUGGAGGACAUCCUGUCACUGGACAGCGGUGCUGCGCGCUCCUCCUCCGGGCCGCCCUCCGCCGCCAGCUCCGUGGCGGGGGACUGCGCUCUGCUCACUGAUGCCGACAUGCAUGCACUCGCCAAGGACAGGCAGAAAAAGGACAACCACAAUAUGAUUGAAAGACGUCGUCGUUUCAACAUAAACGAUCGUAUAAAAGAACUGGGUACAUUGCUGCCGAAGACCAACGAUCCCUUCUACGAGGUGAUCCGCGACGUGAGACCUAACAAGGGCACGAUACUGAAGAGCAGCGUGGACUACAUCAAGUGCUUGCGGGACGAGGUCUCCCGCCUCAAGCAGGGCGAGCAGCGCCGCAAGCAGAUCGAGCUGCACAACAGGAAGCUCAUGCUUAGAAUACAGGAGUUAGAGAGGCUAGCGCGUGUCCACGGUCUGCCGCUGGGGGGCGACACCUGGCACGGGGAGGAGGGGGAGGGGGCCGAGCCGGACCCCACCACCACCACCACCACCCCCGCGACCCCCCACAGCACUCCUAAAACACCUUCCACACCGGAGGUGCUGCCGAAGCGUGAGCCAGCAGCCAUGGAGGUGGGCGAGGUGGGUGAAGCUCCGGACCUGCUGCGUGACAUGCCACCUGCUGACUGUCUGCCACCACUAGACGCACUAGAUGGCCUUAAACUAGGAUCAUGUUCACCUUUAGGACGGGAAGGUCUAUCAGAAGGUCUAUCAGAGGGCCUCUCUGAAGGCCUAUCGGAAGGACUCUCUGAGGGGCUUCCCGAGGGCUUGUCGGAGGGCCUGGGGUUAGGAUGUUUAACUCCAGGCCUCUGUCUCGACCCCCCACCGGACAUGUUCGAUCACAAAGACGUGAAGGUAACAGCAUUUGUACGAAAGAAAAUUAUACAUAUAUAG